Messenger RNA from Pistacia vera, 2214 nucleotides. RefSeq names its product phototropin-2-like. The transcript has 13 exons. The record is from RefSeq and is a predicted model, not a curated record. Gene Ontology annotation, cellular component: nucleus. NCBI's taxonomy places the organism in Eukaryota, Viridiplantae, Streptophyta, Magnoliopsida, Sapindales, Anacardiaceae. Bases 310 to 2127 code for a protein of 605 amino acids.
UCUUCAAACAGUGUCAGAUAGGACUUUUGUAGCCUCAUAAUUUGGGUAUUUAUGAAAUGAAUUCAAUUCUGUCACUCAGAAGCCAAACGAUGAAGAUGAUGGACGGCCAACGAUCAUGAAUGGAAGGUCGUGAUGAAAAGGCAAAUUAAAAAUAUGGUUGUGACUCCCAUUUAUGAUGAAAUCUAAACGUUAUCUUCCUCUUCACCUUCCUUUCUUUACAGCUCAUUCAGUAUCAACGGAAAGAAAGAAGAAAAGCUUCGCAGAUAAUAAUUCAUCCCAUUCUGUUUCCCGUAACAGAAAUUUCCGAGAAUGGAGCUUCCAAAAUCAUCUGCAAAUGAUGAUAAAGAUCAGCGAAGAUCAAUUGAGGUGUUUGAACCGAAAGCAAGUGAUGGUGUUGGACAAUCGAGUAGUGUUAAACAGGAAGGAUCAUCAAAAACUGCCGCUUCCAAUAUCAGUAGCAACAAGGACUCUAUUAAGAAAUGGAUGGCGUUUGAAAAAGAAGCGAGUGGUGGCAAGACGGAAUCGAAUGGGACUAGUCUCGAGACGAAAGGGAAUCAAAUAUUAGCAGGAGCUAACAUAGCUGAAAGGACGGCGGAAUGGGGAUUCGUGGUGCAGAAAGACGUCGGAGAAGGAAGUUUCAUAGCCGUUAGUGGUGACCGGGGCAAAAAUUCAUCAGAAAGAUUUGCAGUGGAUUCCACAAGGACGUCAGAGGAAUCAGAAUCCGGGGCCGUUCCGAGAGUGUCUCAGGAAUUGAAGGAGGCUUUAGCGACAUUGCAACAAACGUUUGUUGUGUCUGAUGCUACAAAACCAGACUGCCCAAUUAUGUAUGCCAGCAGUGGAUUUUUUAGUAUGACCGGUUACUCUUCCAAGGAGGUCAUUGGAAGGAACUGCCGGUUUCUUCAAGGUCCGGAGACGGACGGAAACGAGGUGGCCAAGAUACGAGAUGCGGUGAAGAAUGGGACGAGCUACUGCGGGAGGCUGUUAAACUACAAAAAGGAUGGAACUCCCUUUUGGAAUCUUCUCACUGUCACCCCUAUCAAAGAUGACAGUGGCAAAGCCAUCAAAUUUAUUGGAAUGCAGGUUGAGGUCAGCAAAUACACAGAAGGUAUAAAUGAUAAGGCAUUACGGCCAAACGGAUUGCCCAAGUCGCUGAUACGGUAUGAUGCUCGUCAAAAGGAGAAGGCUUUAUGUUCCAUUACAGAGGUGGUCCAAACAAUGAAACAUCGUCAAUCUCACAAGCCAACUGGAAGUCUUAGUACUAUUGAAGAUCUUGGAGAGCACGAGAAAUUCAACCUUGAUUAUGCUUUGCCUAAGUCAGUUAAUACACCUGAUAGACAAAGUCCUCAUAUUGAUAACACAAGGGAUAUGCCUCACACGAGUUCAGUUCAGGAAGUUGGCAAAAAUUCUAGAAAAUCGGGGCGCAAUUCUUUUAUGGGGCAUAAAGGGAGGUCUCUAAGCUUUCCAGUAAAGCAUGAAGCUGAACGAAGUAAUGCACCUGAAGUUUUAAUGACUAAAGACGUAGAGCGUACGGACAGUUGGGACCAUGCAGAAAGAGAGAGGGAUAUUCGUCAGGGAAUUGAUCUAGCAACCACAUUGGAACGCAUUGAAAAGAAUUUUGUUAUCACAGAUCCAAGGCUUCCUGAUAACCCUAUUAUAUUUGCGUCAGAUAGCUUUCUCGAAUUGACAGAAUAUACACGUGAGGAAAUUUUGGGAAGAAAUUGUCGGUUUCUUCAAGGACCUGAAACUGAUCAAGCAACUGUCCAAAAGAUAAGAGAUGCUAUUAGAGAACAAAGGGAAAUUACUGUUCAGUUGAUCAACUACACUAAGAGUGGAAAGAAAUUUUGGAACUUAUUCCACUUGCAACCCAUGCGUGAUCAAAAGGGUGAGCUUCAAUACUUCAUUGGUGUCCAACUCGAUGGAAGUGAUCAUUUAGAACCCUUGAGGAGCCGCUUGUCAGAGAAUACAGAGCAAAAAAGUGCAAAGUUGGUCAAAGCUACUGCUGAAAAUGUUGAUGAAGCUGUUCGAGAACUUCCUGACGCCAACUUGGUAAGAGACCAGAAGACUUGGGCGAUCCACUCUCGGCCUGUUUUCCCACGGCCACACAAAAAGCACAAUCCUUCUGGAUAGCGAUAGAAAAGAUCACUGGACGUGGUGAAAAAAUUGUCUACAUCAUUUUAAGCCGAUAAAACCCUUGGGUUGUGGUGAUACUGGCAG